AUGGAAGAGAAAACGCCAGUGGACGCGACCGUCCACGUCUCAGACAUCGAAGAUGGCGACAUGUCGGACAUCCAGGAAGGAGGAGCUCGCGCAUGGCUCACCGUCGUUGGUUCUGCACUAGUCUACUUCGCAUCCUUCGGCUUCAUGAAUAGCUUUGGUUACUUCCAAGACUUUUACCAAACUGACUACUUGUAUGAAUAUUCCUCUUCUACAAUCUCUUUCAUCGGCACGCUUCAGAUCUCAUUGAUGUACAUUGUUGGACCUGUCGCUGGUGCCCUGUUUGAUUCGUACGGGCUGAAGGUGGAGCCUUACAUGGUUGCGCACCAUCCAUCUACAACGAUUCAUAGCUAUCUUCUGCCUUUGAUUAACGGUUCCAGCUUCUUUGGACGCAUCAUCGGCGGUCUACUGGCAGACAAAUUUGGCCGACUCAACCUACUAUAUCCAAUGACGCUACUUUCGGGUGUCUUUUGCUUGGCUAUGUGGCUGCCAGCUAUCAACGUCGCCAGCGUAGUCGCAUUUGUAUGCCUAUACGGGUUCACCUCAGGCAUCUUCAUCAGUGUCACCCCGGCAGUUGUGGCACAAAUUUCUCCGGAGGAUCGCAUCGGCGCCCGCAUCGGCGCCUUCUUUACACUCGCUGCUAUUGCGACACUCACUGGUACGCCAAUUGCUGGUGCUCUUGUUGGCAAGAGUGUGCAGGACGGUUACAACAACGUGAUCGUAUUCGCCGAGAAGUCCCAUUUGUCGUUUGGAUCACCCAAGCCAGACGUUGUGACAUGCCCUGGUAGGCCGUUUACGAUGAAGCCGUACAGAGGAAGGCUUGUGGCGCUCGUCCAGCUCUACGCCUUCGACCUAAAUCUGGUCGAGGCGCUCAGCCUCAAAUACCAUCUUGCAGCGCAGGCGCGGGUCGAGGCCCAACUUGCGCAGCUUGCUGAUGAGACGUAUCGCGUGCAACCGUUGAUGGCACUCCACAGUCCUGAGCUCCAUCGUGUGAUAAAGGCGGGCGUUGUGGCGACAAAGCCUAAGGAGGAAGACUUCUAG
This is a messenger RNA of Didymosphaeria variabile, 1038 nucleotides long. RefSeq lists its product as uncharacterized. Bases 1 to 1038 code for a protein of 345 amino acids. The transcript is spliced from 3 exons. Gene Ontology annotation, cellular component: fungal-type vacuole membrane. Lineage: Eukaryota; Fungi; Ascomycota; Dothideomycetes; Pleosporales; Didymosphaeriaceae. Gene Ontology annotation, biological process: transmembrane transport. Gene Ontology annotation, molecular function: transmembrane transporter activity. The record is from RefSeq and is a predicted model, not a curated record.